This is a messenger RNA of Anguilla anguilla (European eel), 4391 nucleotides long. RefSeq names its product leucine-rich repeat LGI family, member 3 (gene lgi3). Gene Ontology annotation, biological process: regulation of exocytosis. Bases 388 to 2046 code for a protein of 552 amino acids. Gene Ontology annotation, molecular function: protein binding. Lineage: Eukaryota; Metazoa; Chordata; Actinopteri; Anguilliformes; Anguillidae. The transcript is spliced from 9 exons. The record is from RefSeq and is a predicted model, not a curated record. Gene Ontology annotation, cellular component: synaptic vesicle.
AGCUGCACCAGAGAGCGCUGGGGAGCAGCCAGCGCCGCACACACGCGCCGCACACACACACAUACACACGCGCCGCGCGCAUACGCAUGCGUGCGCGCGAGUGCAGGCACUCACACAGGCACACUCGCACGCGCGCACACUCAGACACAUGCAGCAACCCGGGACUGCCCUCUCUCUUUGCGUCUCCCUCUAUCUCUCUCUCUCUUCUCCUUUUAACUGAGCUCGUUCUCUCUUGUCAGGGGAGCAGCAUCGUCCACCGCCGGUCGCUGCGAAGUCGCUGUUGGAUUUUGGGUCUUUUUCUUUUGCCUGAGAGAGGCGCCCGAAGUUUGAGAAGCCGCGCCGCCUCCCUCUCCAGACCCUCGCCCCCCUCCCCCCCUCAAAGGAAGGAUGCCUGAAGCGGGGCCGAGGCGGGUGCCCAGGUGGCCAGGGGUGCCCCACCUGGCUGCCCUGUGCCUGCUCGUGUGCCUGGUGGCGGACUGCGGGGCCAGGAGGGCCCCGAAAAUUCCCCGCUGCCCUGCCUCCUGCUCCUGCACCAAAGACAGCGCCUUCUGUGUGGACACCAAGGCCAUUCCUAAAAGCUUCCCUCCUGGGAUCAUCUCCCUGACGAUGGUGAAUGCGGCGUUCACAGAGAUCCCAGAAGGAGCCUUCUCUCACCUUCACCUCCUGCAGUUUCUCCUGCUAAACUCCAACACCUUCACUCUGAUAGCUGAUGAUGCAUUCGCCGGUCUCGCCCAUCUGCAGUACCUGUUCAUAGAAAACAAUGACAUUCAGGCCCUGUCCAAGCACACUUUCCGGGGACUCAAAGCACUGACUCACCUAUCCUUGUCCAAUAACAACCUGCAGGUCCUUCCUAGAGACCUCUUCAAACACCUGGACAUACUGACAGACCUAGAUCUGCGGGGAAACACUUUCCGUUGCGACUGUAAGAUCAAGUGGCUGGUGGACUGGAUAGAGAAGACUAACACCUCAGUGCCAGCCAUCUACUGUUCCAGCCCCUUCGAGUUUCAGGGCAGGCGUGUCCAUGACCUCAGCCCACGCGACUUCAACUGCAUCAGCGCAGACUUUGCAGUGUAUGAGACCUUCCCCUUCCAGUCAGUGUCCGUGGAGUCCUACGAAUUCAACGAUGACCAGUUUGCGGUCUUCGCCCAGCCAGACACAGGAAUGUGCACGCUGUUCGUCUGGGACCACGUGGAGAUGGUCUUCAGGAAGUACCAUAACAUCACAUCUCGUUCAGCCAUCUACUGCAAGCCUGUGGUGAUUAAUAACACUCUGUACAUGGUAGUGGCUCAACUCUUUGGUGGAUCCCACAUCUACAAGUGGGAAGAAGACCCUCAGCGAUUUGUUAAGAUCCAGGAUAUAGACACUACUCGUGUCCGCAAGCCCAACUUUGUGGAGACCUUCCAGCUGGAGGGUGACUGGUAUUUUGCAGUGGCUGACAGCUCCAAAGCUGGCUCCACCAGCCUAUACCGCUGGAACAGCAAUGGCUUCUACUCCCAUCAGUCCCUCCAUCCUUGGCACCGCGACACCCACGUGGAGUUCCUGGAGGUGGACGGUAAGCCCCGCCUCAUCCUCUCCAGCGCCUCCCAGCCCCCUGUUGUCUUCCAGUGGAACCGCAGCCAGCGGCAGUUCGCCUUCCACUCCCAAAUCUCAGACAUGGCGGACGUGCAAAUGGUAAAGCACUUCCGAGUGCGCAAGGUGGUCUACUUGUGUCUCACACGCUUCAUUGGGGACUCUAAAAUCAUGCGCUGGGAGGGCCAGCGGUUCGUGGAGGUUCAGACGCUGCCCUCUCGCGGCUCCAUGGCCGUAUACCCCUUCACCGUGGGCACCCGCCAGUAUCUCAUCCUGGGAAGCGACUUCUCGUUCUCCCGCGUGUACCUGUGGGAUGACCUCACCCAGAAGUUCCAGCCUUUCCAAGAGCUCAACAUGCGGGCCCCACGAGCCUUCAGCCUGGUCUCCAUUGACAACAAAGACAUCCUACUGACUGCCAGCUUCAAAGGCAACACCCUGGCCUAUCAGCACCUGUUGGUAGACCUCAGUGCCAAGUAAACCUUUCACUCCACAGAGCAGAGAGUUGGGGUGGGAGGCCUACUGUCUCGGUGUUGGAGGAACUAGGUCAGUGUUGUAAUAAUUAAAUCCAUUUGGGUGUUGGUUUGUUUAUCUGUUAACUAUGUUUCAGCAACAUAAGAAGAUCAAUUUAAUCCAACUAUAUUCUUUUUUCCCAACAUGCCUGAUAGAAAACAAACAACAAUGGUCUGUAGUUUUCAUUUCAUACAUGUCAACAAUGUCAUGUAUGUAAUCCCAUCAAAGUAAUGCUAUGACUGUGAAAGGUCAAAUAACAUAUCCAAAGGCACUAUAACAUGUAAUAUUUUAUUUUAUAGAGAAUCAAUGGAAUCUUCAUUUUAAUGUAUUAUUAAUAUUAAAUUAACUUUCUCUUCUUGUAAAGAAACAUAUUUAGGAAAAAUUACAAAGAGAGAACUUAUUUUUCAAAUCACAGAGAGAAUUUGUAGAUAGUGUUAGUACUGCUUUAGACUCCUUUAAUUGCUAGUGAUUGACCAGUGAUAUUAUAAAAGGUAUCAACCAAAUUUAAACCUUGAAUUACACUGAGCUGAAUAUAUAUAAAGAGACAACACGAAGAGGAAAUUCUUCAUAGAUAAAAACAUGCUGAAGUACUGAAUGUCCAAUCACUUUUUAUACUUAAUAUUCUUCAAUUAUAUAAUGAAAGCAUGCCAAACUAUUGACCUAUUUUCUACUGCAGUAGACUGUUAAAAAUAGGCUGUAGAAGUCCGUCACUAUGCUCAUGGACCUCUUAUAUAAAAUGACUAUAACACCUCCUUAAAAACUAAUUAAUUAUUAUGACUAAUAAACAGAAAUAUAGUUUGAUCUGCAUAUAUUAAAUUCACAAAGUUUACUUUUCAGAAAUAUGAACUCUUGGUUUACAAGCCAUAUUAAUAGUGCUUGCUCAUUCUUAAACACAUACAGGGAGAAAAAAGCAAUAUUUUACCUUGUGUUUAAUUUUUUGUUUUACAAUUUUUUUUUCAGAAGAUCAAUUGAUUUUAUGACUUAUUUUUUUAGAGUCAUCUCCUCCUUAAUCAUUUCCGCUGAUGACUGUAAAGCUAUAAAAGAGUUUUGCAGCUUUUCCUAAAAUGCUUUUGAGCCUCAGACCUCAAAGAUUUUGAUAUAAAAGUACAUUCUGUUCAUUUAAUACUUGGAGCUACGAGCAUGUGUUUGCUUGUUUCCAGCAGUAAUAACUAUCCUCUCUUCACAGAAACAUGUAAUCUAAGUGCAAAGAAAUUUAACCCUUGCGAUGAAUAACAAUUUUUAAGGCUUCGUGAUUUUUUCUCAAAAAUUCGCACCACAAUUUUAUUCAUCCAAGCUGAAAUGAUUGAAAAAUUUUGUGAACAUAAUGAAAAAGAAAAAUUGUCUUGUGCUUGCUCUACAAGGAGCCAAACCAAUACUUUUAGUGAACUUCCACCGAAGGAACACAUAUGUGAAACUGCUUAAUAAUCUUUACUAAUUUUAUAUGUGUCCUUGGGUAACAGGACAUCUGUAAUUGUUGCUUAGUGAUAAUGUUGGUUAAUAUUGUUCUGUAUCACAAGCAUAAUAUCAUUCACUACAAUGAAUGUAUGCAAUAAAUCCACAUACUUAUAUUACAUCAGCAGCAUAGUUUUUGCACAUCAAAUGUUAAGAAUUAAUAGUCUAUUUGUUCAGUAGCAAUAAUUUCAAGUUAAUUUUACUGUUCAGGAGAUUAACUGUCUGUAAUAAAUGCUGUGAAUUGCAUGGUGAGUUAUGUUGUUUCCUCUGUAGACGAACUGUUGUGUUGGGUUUAAAUGUGUGAUAUGUGUUUCUAGUUGUCAUUGAUUAUCCAUCAUUCCACACAUCUGCAUUUUCUAAGAGCAGAGAGAUAUACAGACCGAAUGAUUGUAUUGGAAUAUGAGCAUGCCAUUUUAAAAUUAGGCUUGAAGAAUACAUUAAAACAGAGCUAUAUGACUAUUAGACUUUAGAACUGUACUAUGUAUACACUGUAAGCUAGAUACAGUAUGUAUUGGUACAAAUUUAUGAAAAACCAACUACAUAAAAACAUCCCUAUCACAAUGUCACAAUUAAAACACUGGAAAACUUUGUCUACUCCUUCUAAAAAAUAUAUAUAUAUAUAUACUGUAGAUAUGUAUGAGUGUAACUCUUUGUUUGAGUACUGAUUGCACGGAACUAUAAUAUAUAUAAGUUUGUCUCUACAAUUGUGUUCGAUGACAAGGCAAGAGUAAUGAAUAUUUGCUUUGAAUGUUCAUCUGCAAAGUAGCCUGUUGUCACGGCUUGUGCUUUCUGGUGUGCAACUGAAAACAUACCAAGUAAUGUUGCUAUGGUGACUAAUAAAUAUAUGCUUUAUCUAUCCA